This is a messenger RNA of Knipowitschia caucasica, 1824 nucleotides long. Lineage: Eukaryota; Metazoa; Chordata; Actinopteri; Gobiiformes; Gobiidae. The record is from the annotation of a GenBank genome assembly.
AUGAAAGGGAUUCCUCCAAAGUACACGAUUGUGGACGUGGACAAACAGUCGAAUCCUUGGAUCUUCUACGUCCAGGUCACGGUGGCGGACGUGACUGCGGUGGGACUCGGCUUGGACAAGAAGGACGCUAAAAGGAAUGCGGCCUCAAAAGUUCUCAACUCGUUUGGGUACAACUUUGUAGUCAAGGAGCCAGAGCCAAGACCCAAAGAAGACAUCACAUCUCAGCAGAUAGAGACUGAUGUUCUUGAGGACGUCCCCGAGGUUGAUGAGACACAACAGGACCAGGAAUGUUCUGUAGCUCAAGACGACUCCAUCCAGACAGAGGAGACCCAGCCCCAAACAGAAGACACAUCUGUGGACACAUCUGCUGCUGCCCAAGACAAAGCAGCAGAGGUUUUCCUGGAUGACACUGAGGAGGUUCAGACACCUCCAGAGGAGUUUGUGUUUGUGGAGUCCCCUGAAGACACUGCUACUGAUGGUGUUGAUCAGGCAGAACUUCUGAGGGACCAGGAACAGUCACCAGUACUCACACAGACUGUAAGUGAGGAGGUAACGGUUAGUGAUGUUCCCCACACUGUCAGCACAACUCAAGAGACUGAGACUAUUGAAGAGUCACAACAGGACCAGGAAUGUGCUGUUGCUGAAGACUCCAUCCAGACCGAGGAGAUCCAGUCCCAAACAGACAACACAUCUGUUUUGUCGUCUGCUGCUGCUGCUCAAGACGAAGCAGCAGAGGUUUUCUUGGAUAACCUAGAGGAGGAGGUGCAGACACCUCCCGAAGAGUUUGUGUAUCUAGAAACCUGCAAAGACACUGCUAUUGAUGGGGUUGAACAGGCAGCCCUACUCAGUGACCAGGAACAGUCACCAGUACUCGCACAGGCUGUAAGUGAGGAGGUAACGGUAACUCACGAGACUGAGACUGAUGUUCAUGAGGAGGUUGAAGACUCACUACAGCACCAGGAAUCUUCUGUUGCUGAAGACUUCUUUCAGACAGAAGAGAUCCAGUCUCCAACAGACGACACAUCUGUUUUGUCUUCUGCUGCUGCUCAGGACGAAGCAGCAGAGGUUUUCUUAGAUAACAUCGAGGAGGAGGUUCAGACACCUCCCGAAGAGUUUGUGUAUCUAGAAACCUCCGAAGACACUGAUGGUGUUGCACUUCUGAGGGACCAGGAACAGUCACCAGAAGUCGCACUGACUGAAAACAAGGAGGUAACAGUUCACAAGGUCCUUGAUCAGUCUGAAGAUGACCACACCACAGACUUUGAAGAAACUGUUGGAACCACAGAUGAAAAUGGUUCGACAAGUCCUUUAGAAGACUUGACCCUGAGGGCUCAAGAGACAGUGGUCAAGGACACGGUUAGGGCUAUGUCACAACCUGAUAUUAUCACCGAGGAUGUCGUUGUGUCAUCGGACACGUCUACUGAACCAUGUAGGAUUUCUCCAACCUUCAUAAGAGAGUCCUACUUCAUCACCAACGCACUCACCGAAAAACUGUUCAAACUGGCUGGAUCCAAAGACCACCGCAAAGCCAGUCUGAUGGGAGUCCGUCUGCAUCACAGAAUCAAGCAGCAGCUGGAGUUAGAAGAAAACUCUCAGAUGAAGAUGAAGAACUCAGAGAAAAUCGGUAAAGCAGCCGCCAAACGUCUCAUGGUGGAUUAUGGAUCGGCAGACGCAGUCCUGAGGGCGGCUGUGGAGGACGACACAGCUGCAUUUGAAGCAGCUGCAGCGAAACAUAUAAACGCUGAGCUGAGAUCCUUCCAGAAGCGUCCCAAGUCUGCGCUGUCACGGCUCUUCUCCAGGAUGAGGAGAGCCUUCACCUUCUAA